Messenger RNA from Vigna umbellata (rice bean), 2706 nucleotides. RefSeq names its product BTB/POZ domain-containing protein At2g13690-like. Lineage: Eukaryota; Viridiplantae; Streptophyta; Magnoliopsida; Fabales; Fabaceae. The record is from RefSeq and is a predicted model, not a curated record.
UGUAUUAAUGCAAAGGUCAAGUCGAAAAAGAGAAACAAGUUAUCCUCGUUUUCUUCACCCAAACACAAACUAAAAUAACAGUCCAAUAAUAAAGCAUCGCCAUUGUCGAGAAGAAACACAAUACAACUUCAUCCUCUCUCUUACUCUUACUCUCUCUCUCUCUCUAACCGGUGACUUGCCCAAUGAAAGGGUGGUCACGCCGGAAGCCUCGCCGGCGAGCGUGGUGCUGCUCGUUCGCAAUCCCUCCCUCUAGUCCCGAACUCACUUCAAUCUCCAAAUCGCCUCACAAAGCGCAACCCUUUCCCAAAAGCAGCGUUUCGGUCCCUAACUCUCCUCAGAGCGCCAAAUCUGGGUUCCCCAUCGUGGGUCGGAUCGACCCGCGCCGGAUCUUGUCGCCGGGAAGAGUCUCUCCCAUUGACUCGGAUCCCACACCCUCCGUGUCGCAACUCCGAUCCCCUAGCUUUCGAGCUCCCUCCCCGCCGCCGGUGGCGGAUGCCGCGGCGCUGGACGUGAAGCUAAAGCUGCGAGGGAAGAACGGGGGGAGCAUGGUGAUGGAGGUGGACUCAGAGGUUCUUGAAGCGAACUCGGAGGUGUUUGCGGGUUUGAUAGCGGAUUGCAAGAGAGGUGGGGGUGGAGCGACGAUGGAGGUGGAGAACUUGGGUGUGUUCAGUGACACCAUCGAGCUUAUGUUUGAAGAUGAUGAUUGCAUCACCAAGAAGCUCAUCAACGUUGGCGUUUUUCGCUCCAUUGACAUUUUAGAGGUUUCGGCAGGAAUUAUGUUCACUAAGGGCGUUCGGUGUUGUUUAAAGUACCUUGAGGCGGUUCCUUGGACUGAGGAGGAAGAAGAGAAACUGAGGAGCCUUUUCACAAGAUUUGAGUUCGAUGAUGCAACAACAAGAGACAUUUUGGGAAGACUGUACUUGCACGACUCAAUAGAUUUCCGGCCAAACGUUGCACAACAACUUGUUCGGUCUAUCACCACUUCUGAGGAUGCAAAUGCCAGAACUGAAAUGAAGUCACUAGUCAAGGGUCUUCUCUGCAAAAGUUCUGUGUAUGAGAAGAACCAUCUUGACCUUAGCAAGGAGGAUCUAUUUACUGUUUGUGACUCGUGUUUGAGUUCACUUAUCAGUCUCUUUGAAGAGGCAUCAGAUACCAUGCGUCCUGAAAGGUUGAUUACAAAAGACACGAGCAAGCCUCUGAUUGAACGAAUCUCAAGACAGGUUGAUAACAUUAACUGGUUGCUUGAAAUUAUGCUGGAUGGGCAAGUGGCAGAGGACUUUGUGGAUGUAUGGGCACGUCAGGAAAAGCUUCUUAAAAUGCAUGACGUUACCUCCCCUAUGAUAAGAUAUGAGCUCAGUAGAGUCUCGGCAAUCCUAUUUGUUGCUAUGGGUACGAGAAAACUGCAAUGCCCUUUGGAGGCUAGAUCAGGGCUUCUCCAAGCAUGGUUUGGACCUAUGCUGUUGGACUUUGGUUGGCUUCAAAGAUGCAAAAAAGGGCUUGAUAUGAAGGCCUUGGAAGAGGCUAUGGGGCAGACACUACUUACUUUACCUUUAAAGCAGCAGUAUGUGCUGUUUAUGGAAUGGUUUCGGCAUUUUUCAAGACAUGGCACUGAGUGCCCAAAUAUGGGCAAGGCAUUCCAAAUUUGGUGGCGUAGAUCUUUCUUAAGAAGUUCUGAGGCUGUUGAAUCAAGAUAGAUGGUAUCGUGAUUUGUCUUUUAUAGUGUGUAGAGUUGGAAUUAAGUGAGAUAUUCUAAUUUAUUUGAACUGAAUAACGUAGUUAAAUAGGAUCAUCAUCCUCGCAACUGACUGGCAUCAGGUUUUCUAGAUGUUUUCCCCUUUAUUAUUUGUUGACUACGGUGAAUUAAAACCUGAAGGCUUCUACUCUAUCUAUCUCCUAGGAUCGCUUCCCAUGUUUUUCGACGUGAUUGAGUCCAGUUGGGUGUAAAUGGAAUAAGGAUAGAUUUUGCGGACAGAAUUGGAAAUCUAUCUUCCUCCGAAACCGCGAUUGCCGAGAAUCUCAACCUUCAUUGAAUCAAGGACUGUGGCUAGUUAUUGUUUUUCAUAACUUAGCUAUUUUAUAACAUAUGUACCUAACCAUUUGCUGAGACUAGUUAUGAGAAAUGGGGAUGGAGAGGGCGAAUGUCGCAUUUUACCUUUAAGAAGGAGCAAUCUGGAGCUAGAAAAAGAACUUCUUGGCGGCAAAAUCCUUGAAAUCUUUCCAAACACGAUCAUAAUAGCUAUUUCGGAUUAUUUAAUAACAAAUUCCCAACAGUUUUUCAUCUGAUCGACUUGGGCAUUAGUUCGCAUCCGCAUAUCUAACCAAGGGAUCCUUCAGACGAUCCUUAACCAAGGGCAGAUAGCAAGACCAUCGGAAUUUAGUGUCUAUCUCGAAUAUAUCACGAUAACAAAUUUCAGAAAUGAACACUGAAAUAAACAAUUUCAAUCAUGAGAAAGAAAUUAUAAAAUGAAAUAUACACAAAUACAAACAAUCACUCAGGACUUGAGUGUCAAAGUUCAAACCACAGAAUAGCCUUAUUUAAAAAUAUCUGAUACCCUUAAAUUGGGAUCAUGUUCGCAUUUGAUCAAUCAAACUUGAAAUUGAUUUCUUUUUCUACUAAUUUAUAAAUAGAAUACUUUUGGUCCCCAAUCUAUGAUGGUAUAGUUGAUGAUAAAGGACCAAAAACAGACUAUCUUCAAAUUAGAGGAC